AUGUACUUGAAAAGAUGGGAUGGUGGUCCAAUAUUCCUCUCUUUUAAAAUUAUUCUUCUCUUCUUCUUCCUUCCUGAGAGUGUCCAUGAGAGUUUGAAAUCCAUCUGUAUCCAGCCCUCCAACAUUCCUGGAAAAUUUCACAACUCCAAAUCUGAAAUGAUACUUGGGGGACUUUUUUCCUUUAUAAAUAUUCAUGAACGGAUACAGACUUUCAAAAAACAGCCAGAAGUUUCUACAUCUGGAAACCUGAUUCCCAAAAUCUUCCAGCAUGCUCUUUCUAUGUAUUUUACCAUUUAUGAGAUCAACAAGAACAUCAAGCAGUUCCUUAACACCACACUAGUCCUGGAUAUCUAUGAGAACAGUUUCAAUGUCAGGGAGGCCAGUAAGCAUGUCUUAGAUCUUCUUUUUCAGAAUAGAGGGAGUGCUAUCAACUUCAAUUGUGUCCAAAGGAGCAAAACAGACUUUUUGCCCAUCAUUGGUGACCUUCCCACCCCAAACUCUAUCCAGAUGGCCCACAUUUUGAAUACCUAUAAGGUUCCACAGAUCAGUUAUGGAUCAUUUGACCCAAUCCUAAGUGAUAAAAGGCAGUUCCCUUUCUUCUUCAGUAUGGUUCCCAAUGAAAAUAUACAAUAUGAGGGGAUUGUUCAUUUACUGAAACAUUUUGGAUGGAACUGGAUUGGCCUCAUAGCAUCAGAUGAUGAGAGUGGGGAAGUCUUUCUUCAAAAUAUCCAGCCAAAGCUCUUCCAGAAUGAUAUUUGCAUUGCUUGGAUGCAGUCAAUCCGACUUUUGAGAGAUCGAUCCUUAAAUAUGCACGUCCUUUCUGCACAUAUAUCUUAUAUAAAAGACACUAUCUUACUUCACUACUUUUUAAGAAACACCCGUUUUAAUAACAGUGCAAGAGAUGAAAUCUUUUUUGAUGAGAAGGGUGAUUUUGAUCCAGGAUACGACAUCUUCAAUUUGGUCGUCUUUCAGAAUCAAUCUUUCCAGAGAGUCUGUGUUGGAAGGAUUGACUCCAAAGCUCCUGAUGGGAAAAAGUUCACCCUCAAUGAAAAUGCCAUUGUAUGGAAUCACAAGUUUCAACAGGUCCCUCCCCAUGCCAGAUGUGUGGAGAGCUGCCCCCGGGGCUACAGCAGGGUUGUUGAGGAGGGGAAACAUGUCUGUUGCUACAAUUGCAGAAAAUGUCCUGAAGGAAGAAUUUCAGUCCAAACUGAUGCAGAUCAAUGUGAGAGAUGCCCAGAAGAUCAAUAUUCAAAUGCAGCAAGAGACCAGUGCCUUCCUAAAAUGUUCAGCUACUUAUCAUUUAAUGAACCCUUAGGAAUCAUUCUGACCUCCUUAAUUAUUUUCUUUUCUACAACCCUUAUUUUGGUGGCAUUGACUUUCUUUCUUCACUGGAACACCCCCAUUGUCAAAGCCAAUAAUAGAGACAUCACGUGUGUCCUUCUUUCUUCUCUUCUCCUUUGCUUUCUCUGCUCCUUUUUGUUCAUUGGUUGGCCUGGGAAAGUGACUUGCCUUCUCAGGCAAACAAUCUUUAGUACCAUUUUCUCCAUCUCAGUUUCUUGUAUCUUGGCCAAAACAAUCAUAGUUGUUCUAGCAUUUCUGGCCACCAAGCCAGGGAACACAAUGAGGAAGUGGCUAGGAAAAGGUCUGGAGAGAUCAGCCAUUAUCCUUGGCUCCUUCAUUCAAAUUGUUAUCUGUGUGGUGUGGUUGGUCAUAUCUCCUCCCUUCCCUGAAUUAGACAAACAUUCACAGGUUGAUGAGAUUAUUGUGCAGUGUAAUGAAGGUUCAGAUAACAUGUUCUAUAUUGUCCUGAGCUACUUGGGAUUGCUGGCCACCAUUAGUUUCAUUGUGGCUUUCUUUGCAAGGAAAUUACCAGAUACUUUCAAUGAAGCCAAGCUAAUCACUUUCAGCAUGCUUGUGUUUUGCAGCAUUUGGGUAUCCUUCAUCCCAGCCUAUCUCAGCACAAAAGGGAAAUAUAUGGUGGUUGUGGAGAUCUUCUCUAUCUUGGCUUCCACUGCAGGUCUUUUAGGUUGCAUAUUUCUCCCCAAGUGCUACAUCAUAAUCUUGAACCCACAUCUUAACACAAAACAAUAUAUGGCCAGAAGAUAA
Messenger RNA from Notechis scutatus (mainland tiger snake), 2106 nucleotides. The record is from RefSeq and is a predicted model, not a curated record. Lineage: Eukaryota; Metazoa; Chordata; Lepidosauria; Squamata; Elapidae.